Molecule: messenger RNA, 821 nt
Organism: Zingiber officinale
Lineage: Eukaryota; Viridiplantae; Streptophyta; Magnoliopsida; Zingiberales; Zingiberaceae
Product: CASP-like protein 5C1
Exons: 3
Coding region: 234-680 (148 amino acids)
Cellular component (GO): membrane
Source: RefSeq, a predicted model, not a curated record
GAGAAGCCGUUUGCGUCCGCUUUCCCACCUUCCUCUUCAUCCAAAAGGGCAAUAUUUCAUCUCUCUCUCCUGCCUUCGAUUCGAUUCGAUUCGAUUCCGAGAUCGAGAGGAAGGUCAGGAAGGGAAGGCGGAGGGCACGAGAUCGGAUGGAGGAAGAGGAGGAAGAGAGGCCGGAGUAAGGUGAGAGCCGACCGUCGACUAUCUCAUGCCCUUGCGUCGAUCCUCACUGUGCGAUGGACGAGACGCCCGGUUCCGUUAGUUUAUUCCUGAGAUUAGGUCAGGCGAUCUUCUCCUCCGCUGCCCUACUCCUCAUGUCCGUCGGCGUCGAGUUCUUCAGUUACACCGCUUUCUGCUUUCUAGUCACGAUCAUGGGAUUGGUAAUUCCUUGGAGCUGCACACUAGCAAUGUUCAACAUCUACUCAGCUAUUUUUCCUCGCUCUCUACGACAUCCUGGCCUGAUAGUGAUUGUUGCCAUUGGAGAUAUGGUUUUGUCCAUCCUCUCCCUGGCUGCAGCUUCUGCAUCGGCUGGUGUUGUAGAUCUCCUCCUCCACCUCGAUGGGACUCACUGCCCUCCAAAAUUUUGCGGUCGGUACCAGUUAUCUACCACGAUGGCAUUCUUUGCUUGGUUUCUAACUGCUGCAUCAUCUCUUUUGAAUUUGCGGCUCGUUGCUUCUGGGUGAUAUUAUUUGGUAAAUCAUAAAUUGUAUUUGUCGAACUCAGAGACUAUUAGAUUCCCUUGAUAGAUUUUCUUUCGUGUAAAAGUUCCUAUGAAUCGAUUCAUUCCAUCUCAAGAUACCAUGAACAUCUUUCAUUUUUCUUAA